GUGAUGCAUUAAUUUAAUCGUUUGAAAGUUAGUCUGUAGCUAAACUCGUUGGAAUCCAGGGUCGUGCCAUUACCUUCUCAGCAUAGUCGAAGGACCAGUUUCAGUUUGAGAUAUAAUUACUACAAAUUAUAUGGUGGUGGCUGAGCGGUGGCUGUAGACCUGGUGUGUGAGGCGACUCCGGGGAGCCUGUUAGUAUCACAAUGGCAGAUGGAGGUGGCGAUGAUGACGUUAUUCACCUGGCAAGCUUCAACCUCCACCGCAGCCAAGGCCGUCGGACCCGUCACAGGGAGCUCAUCACCAUUUCUGACGACUCAGAUGAGGAGCCUGUGACGCUGGUACCCACCAGCCCUGUUUUGGUGCCAGACGAUGCUGAUGAUGAUGUCAGAAUACUGGAGCCACUCACUUCAUCACGAAGACAUGUGAUUCGCCCUGCAGCUACUUGGAGUGUGGCCUCCAAAAACCUAAUUGAAGUCACAAGUCAAAGCAACGUGGCCUCAGGAGCUCCGUUAUCGGACCCUGACUCUUGCCCCUCCACCUCCAGGAAUGCCAUGGUCAGUGCCAUCGGGACAAGACCGCCCAUACGCAUACAGGUUCCACUGCAGCCCAGCACUUCUGGACACACACAACCACAGCCUGGUACUUCAGCAAACACCACAGACUCCCAAGCAAGCAUGUCUACCCACUCCCCAGCUACCUCCACAGACCCCAAGGCAAAUGGUAUUGUAUCAAAAGAACCUGCACGAAUAGAGGUUCACUCUCAACCUAGCACUUCUGGACACACUCAGCCACAAUCUGGCUCUUCUAUUCAUACGCAGACAGAUCCCCAAUCAAGUACUUUCAUUGGGCCCAAUUCUAGUGCACAGGCUGAUUUGCGUGCUUCCAAAACACAGACCAAGGCAAGCCCUAGUAGACACAUGCAGGACAAUACUCAGGCUAGUACUUCAUCCGCACAUCCCCAGUUGCAGGUCAGACCUCACACAUAUACCUUAACUGAACCUCUGCCCAGCACCUCCACACAGUCCCAUAUCCAGUUAUUCCAGGUGACAGAGGUCAAGGUAGUUGUUCCAAAACAGCAGACCGAACAAGCCCCAUCUCUCAUAAUCCAGGCCCUCCCCAAGUCCUUACAAUCAAAUCCUACCCAGGGAAACCUCAUUGAGAUUGUGGCUAGACCAGAGCUGGACUCUCAGCCAUUAGCUCAACCUCAGACUCCAGUCAGGGCUCCUCAAUACCCCCAGGUUAGACCAGUGAUAGCCCCUGCUGUGCUAAUAGCUGCUGCCCCAGAGAGAUUAGGACCUCCCGAGACAGGUCACCAGAUCACUCCAGGAAGCCAGACACCAGGGGAGGCCCACCCCAACCCUCAACCCCACGCUGGAGUUCCCAAUCAGGUACCCCCAGCUCCUAAUCUCAAUGCAAGGGUACCCGAACCCAACCCUCCUGCUCCCCCUGCUCCCACAGCCUCAGGCAGCCAUCACAGAGCACUUCUUAUGAGAGAGGCGACUCUGGUUUUGGCUCCAGUCCCAGCGCCAAACCCAGAGGGGGCGAAUCCAGCACCUGCCCUCAUUGACAUCCCUCCACCCCCGGCAGACAUUCUCAGGAUAGAAGAUGUGAGGCCUGGUCCGUCUGUGCCACCAGAGGGUCACAGGGCUGAGAGGCAGGACAAGGAACCUCAUGUGAGACCCUUGAUUGCUGGGGUGUUGGAUCUAUUUCCAGAUGUCCAGGAAGACUAUGUAGCAGAACUAAUCCAACAGGCCAAUGUGAAAGACUUGAAUGUUGUCUGUAAUCUGCUGUUGGAAAACCCAGCAUAUCCAAGAAAGGAGACUGCUGCAACCACAACAGCUCCCACCAGCAUCCUGCUGGAGUCUGGAGAUACGCAAUCAGAAGUGACAGAGGACCUGUUUGACUAUGCUAAGCUGGGGACGGUUGGACCAGAGGCCGUGAUGCAGGCUGCUGACCUGCUGAUGGCUGACUUCAGGAUGCUCAGCUGUCAGGAUAUUAAAUGGGCCCUUAACGCCCUCAAAGGACACUAUGCAAUAACACGCAAGGCCUUAUGUGAAGCUCUGAAGAAGUGGCAGGAAUCAGGGGACCCCUCAGGAAAGAGACGACGGAGUCGAGCCUCCUCCGAACGCUGCUACAUAGAUUUCGCGUUUGAGCACAACUCGGUUAAACUCGAAAAAAGGAUGUAUUUCCUUGAGAAUGACCGUCGUUACUUCAGGACUUAUGGGACGCUGGAAGCCUCUGUUCAGAAGGAGCUCUCAUUCUAUCAGCAGAAGGCCAAAGAGUGGGCAGAGCACGAAGAUUUCCUACUGGCACUUCAGGUCAAUGAGGAUGAAUAUAAAAAGGAUGGCCAGUUGAUAGAAUGUCGCUGCUGCUACGGGGAAUUUGCAUUUGAGAAGAUGACCCAAUGUUCAGAUGGCCAUCUCUUCUGUAAAGAGUGCCUGGUCAGAUAUGCUCAGGAGGCAGUCUUUGGCUCUGGACAGUCGGAGCUGAGCUGCAUGGAGGGGGGCUGUCCAUGCUCUUACCCAGUGUGUGAGCUUGAGAAGGUCUUACCAGAGAACAUACUUUGUAAAUACUAUGAGCGACAAGCAGAGGAGGCUGUUGCUGCCACCUGCGGUGAUGAACUAGUCAGAUGUCCAUUCUGCAACUUCCCAGCCUUGUUGGACAAGGGUAUGUCCCUCUUUAGCUGUCCCAACCCACGAUGCCGCAAGGAGAGCUGUAGGAAGUGCCACGUCCAGUGGAAGGAGCAUGUGGGGAAGACAUGUGAACAAGUCUUGGAGAGGGAUGAGAUCCGCAUGAGGGUGCUCUUUGAGGAGCGCAUGACAGCGGCGCGGGUGAGGAAGUGUGUGAAGUGCGGGAUGGGCCUGGUCAAGUCAGAGGGCUGCAAUCGUAUGUCGUGCCGCUGUGGCAGCUUCAUGUGCUACCUCUGCCGAGAGCCCAUCACUGGCUACAACCACUUCUGCCAGCAUGCCCGGUCGCCCGGCGCACCCUGCCGUCACUGUCGCAAGUGCUCCCUCUGGACCGACCCCACGCAAGAUGAUGAGCGCAUCAUUCAGGAGAUCCAGAGGGAAGGGGAGGCUGAGCUGAAUAAGAAGUGUGCAGAUAAUUCAGGGAAGAGAGUCGGCCCUCCUCCUGAGCCUGCUGCCGAUGCCAAGCGGCAGCGUGUUGGUCCGCCACCUCAGAACCCUCCCAAUCCCCCGGCCAUGCCUCAUGUGCAUGCAGUACGAGCUCCUCUGUUGGUCCCUCCACGUGUCGUUUACCCACGGGCGGAGCCCCAGGCUGGAAUGUUCCAGAUGAUGGGACCCCAGUUGGCCCCAGCACCUUAUGUCCCUCCGCUGCAGCAAUUUCUCGCCAUGAACAACAAUAACAACAACCACCACCACCACCACCCUCCUCCUUUCAACCACAACGACCAUCAUCAUCAUCGCCGUCAUCAUCAUAAUCAUAAUAGGAACAUGAUGGACUUGCCCAUGCACUAUGGACCUCCGCACAGAUACUACAGACGUGUCUAACAAACACAGACACACUCAGCCAAGUUAAUGUUCGUCCUGGAAGAACCAUCUUGUUCUGGGCAGAACAAGGAGCUGAUGUCGUGCACAGGAAGCACACAUGGAUAAACACGCGAACACACAGAGCCAUGUUAACACAGAUAAUACACACACAUGG
This is a messenger RNA of Lampris incognitus (smalleye Pacific opah), 3660 nucleotides long. It is a transcript of the gene rnf216, whose product is annotated as ring finger protein 216. The transcript has 17 exons. The coding region runs from base 201 to 3506 and encodes 1101 amino acids. Gene Ontology annotation, molecular function: zinc ion binding. NCBI's taxonomy places the organism in Eukaryota, Metazoa, Chordata, Actinopteri, Lampriformes, Lampridae. The record is from RefSeq and is a predicted model, not a curated record.